ACCACUGGGGGCUCGGAACCAUCUCGGAACCAUGGCUCGUACCCGCAUCACGUGAAGCCUGCCCAGAGGGCUCGCGAUCAGUCCGCGAUCUCAACAAAACUCCUCUGCUUGCUCGGGACCCAGCCCGGAAGUCGUCACUUUGGCAACAGGAAGUAGCUGUGUUAUUCCCGCGAAGAUUGAGAGCGCUCGUCAAAGUUUACAGCGUCGUGCAGGUUACUGUCAACAUGAGUAAACGGAAACUCAAAGAUUCUCCAAUGCCAAUAGAAGAAUGCAUUUCUCAGGUGCAGACUCUGCUAAGAGAACGACUCUGCCACCAGCAGCUGCCACAGAGGCCAGAGGGAGUCGAUUCCCAACACAAGCACCUAAUGGAGCUGCUGAAGCGAACAGCUGUGCAUGGAGAGAGCAACUCUGUGCUCAUCAUUGGCCCAAGGGGAACAGGGAAGACCCUGCUGCUCCGAUGUGUGCUGGCCGAGCUUCUGGCUGAGGAGGACGUCGAUAAGACCCUCCUGCAGGUUCACCUCAACGGUCUCUUGCAGACAGACGACAGAAUAGCACUGAAGGAAAUCACGAGACAGUUGAGCCUGGAGAACGUAGUUGGGGACCAAGUGUUUGGCAGUUUUGCAGAAAAUUUGGCGUUUCUACUAGAGGCCCUUAAGAAAGGGGACCGCAGCAGCAGCCGUCCGGUGCUGUUCAUCCUGGAUGAGUUCGACCUGUUCGCCCACCACAAGAACCAGACACUGCUCUACAACCUGCUGGACGUGUCCCAGUCCGCCCAGACCCCCGUGGCUGUGGUGGGGCUCACCUGCAGACUGGAUGUGCUGGAGCUGCUGGAGAAGAGGGUGAAGUCUCGCUUCUCCCACCGGCAGAUCCACCUGCUCCCCAGCCUGAGCUUCAGCCAGUACCUGCAGGCAGUGCAGGCCCAGCUCCACCUGCCUGACACCACCUUCCCCGACACCACCUUCUGCUACGACUGGAACGCCAGCCUAAAGGCUUUGUGUGAGGACAAGUCCGUGGAGGCGGUUCUACUGAGACACUUCAACUCUACCAAGGACUUCCGCUCCCUGCAUCGGCUCCUGAUGGCGAGCCUAUGUCGUGUGAGUGUGAACAACCCCACCAUCAAGCCGGCUGACCUCCUGGACGCUAGUAGGCUUCUCUCUGCCGACGCCAUGACCAACGUUCUCCACGGCCUCUCCAUCUUGGAGCUGUGUUUGGUCAUCGCCAUGAAGCACCUGAAUGACAUCUAUGACGGGGAACCCUUCAACCUCCAGAUGGUCUACAACGAGUUUAAGAGGUUUCUGCAGAGGAAGUCUAAUUCCCUGUACAACUUUGAGCUGCCUGUAGUCAUGAAGGCCUUCGAGCACCUGCAGCAGCUGGAGGUGGUGCGUCCCGUGGACGCGGCGGCGGCGGCGGCGGCGCGGGCCCAGCGAGAGUACCAACUGGUGAGGCUCAUGCUGGACCACAGCCAGAUCAUGGAGGCGCUGCAGAAGUACCCCCAGUGCCCCACCGAUGUCAAGCAGUGGGCCGCCUCCGCCUUCGGCUAGGACCGGAGGAGGGGGGGAGAGAGGAGAGGAGAGUACUGCACCUAGGCCUUCCUAGGAGAGUUUAUUCUGGAGGCGGUUUGGCUCUUUGUGUGACGGUGCGUCACCUCAGCCAAUCACUGAGACAAUUGUACCAGCACGCAGAACGUUUCUACCAAGGAAAACCAGGAGUAAAGCUGGUGAGAUGAGUUACUGAUCAGGCUGUUGGUUGGUACACCUUCAGAGUAGGUCUUUUGUGGGGUUAUUGUGACACCGGUCCAUGGAAUACAUUGUGGGUUGUAACUAUUUAGCAGAAAAAUUUAGUUUUUUUUUACUACUUUUCCAAAUAAAUGCAUAAAAGAGCUUGUGUCUAUUGUACACUGUGAGUGUCCCAGAAUAUCGCCAUCUAGUGGGUGACUUGAUAGGAGUUAAAUUGUAAUGAUGCUGUUACUAGUUGAUACCAGCUAUCUUCAUUUUUUCUUUCAUUCCUCCUCCCUCCCCCCUCCUCCUCCUCCUCCAAGGGGAAGAAUAGGAUCAAUGUAUUUCAACCGAGAUUUGCUCAAAAGCAGCAACUCAUUUGUGUACUCAUUUCUUACACAGUGACGCCAUUUGCUUAUCUUAUAGGCCUACGUGUCAUUUCUGUGCAGAGUGCAUCUGACAUUAAGGGUUUUAUUAAGUUGAAUAAAGACCAAAACCUGUCCAAACAAGGAAUGUUGAAUGUGUGUCCAAACCAAUGUCCUCUCAUUUAAAUAAAGCUGAUUCUAGUGCUUUA
Messenger RNA from Gadus macrocephalus (Pacific cod), 2289 nucleotides. RefSeq names its product origin recognition complex, subunit 4 (gene orc4). The coding region runs from base 225 to 1541 and encodes 438 amino acids. The transcript is spliced from 14 exons. Gene Ontology annotation, molecular function: ATP hydrolysis activity; DNA replication origin binding. The record is from RefSeq and is a predicted model, not a curated record. Gene Ontology annotation, biological process: DNA replication initiation; DNA replication. Gene Ontology annotation, cellular component: nucleus; nuclear origin of replication recognition complex. NCBI's taxonomy places the organism in Eukaryota, Metazoa, Chordata, Actinopteri, Gadiformes, Gadidae.